AUGGCAGCCAAGUCCGACGGCCGCGGGCUCGUCUCCGGCUUCGCCCAGCUGCGCAACCUGGACGAGGCGGUGGGCGCGGGAGAGGAGGGGCCCGACAACGGCAGUUCCUUCCACAUCUGCCACUGCUGCAACACCUCGUCGUGCUACUGGGGCUGCCGGAGCGCCUGCCUGCACUACCUGCGGGCCAGGCGCCGGCAGGCGGCGGCCGGGCCGCCGCACGAGGAGCAGCGGCGCCUGUGGCUGGACUGUCUGUGGAUCGUGCUGGCCCUGCUCGUCUUCUUCUGGGACGUGGGCAGCGACGUGUGGCUCGCCGCCUACUACUACCGCGGCCGGGACUUCCUGUGGUCGGCCGUGACGCUCUUCUUCGUGCUGGUGCCCUCGGUGCUGGUGCAGAUCCUCAGCUUCAGGUGGUUCGUGCAGGAUUACACCGAGGGCGCGCUGGGCUCCGUGCAGGGGCUGAGCAGCCGCCGGGCCGCCGCCAGCCUGCAGCGGGACCGAUGCUGCCGGCUCUCCGUCUGGCUCUGGCAGAGCGUGCUGCACGUCUUUCAGAUGGGACAGGUGUGGAGGUACAUCCGCACCAUGUACUUGGGCGUGCAAAGCCACCGGCAGAAGGAGAACCGGCGGCGCUUCUACUGGGCCAUGAUGUACGAGUAUGCCGACGUCAACAUGCUGCGACUGCUGGAGACUUUCCUGGAGAGCGCUCCCCAGCUGGUGCUGCAGCUUUGCAUCAUGAUCCAGAGCAACAAGGCCGAGUGGCAGCAGUGUUCUUCGGUCUUGUCCUCCCUCCUGUCCCUCGCCUGGGUGCUAGCGUCCUACCACAAGCUCCUGCGCGACUCCCGCGACGACCAGAAGAGCAUGAGCUACCGCGGCGCUCUGGUGCACCUCUUCUGGCGGCUCUUCACCAUUUCCUCGCGGGUGCUGUCUUUUGCCCUGUUCGCCUCGGUUUUCCACAUCUACUUUGGCAUUUUCGUGGUGCUCCACUGGUGCGCCAUGGCCUUCUGGGUCAUCCACGGCGGCACCGACUUCUGCAUGUCCAAGUGGGAGGAGGUGCUGUUCAACAUGGUGGUCGGGGUGGUCUACGUCUUCUGCUGGUUCAAUGUGCAGGAAGGGCGGACCCGGUUCCGAAUGGUGGUUUAUUACACCGUAGUCCUGUUGGAGAAUGCCGUUCUCAGCGGCCUCUGGUACGCAUACCGUGACCCAGUCACCACCGACGCCUAUGCCUCUUAUGCCCUCUGCAGCGUCUUCCUGUGCUUCGCCUCAGGUGUGGCCUGCAUGGUCCUCUACUACGGGGUCCUGCACCCCAAGGGCCCCCGGCUGAGGCUCCUGGCGAGCUCCUGUUGCGCCGAGUUGCUUUGGGGGCUGCCUUUACCCCCCGAGGCCGAGCCCAUGGCGCCCACGCCGGGCCCGCGCGGCUCCCAAGCCACACCCACGCGGGGCCCGGCGGGGGAGCAUGCGGAGUCCGAGCAAAGCGCCGCCGACUCCUCCUGCCUUCCGGUUUUCCAGGUGAGGUCCACGGAGCCGGUGGACGCGUCCGGCCGGCCCGUCCCGCCCGAAGGCCCCCUCAUCAAAAUAGACAUGCCCAGGAAGCGCUACCCGGCUUGGGACGCCCACUUUGUGGAUCGACGCCUGCGCAGGACCAUCAACGUGCUGCAGUAUGUGAGCCCUAACGCGGUGGGCAUCAGGUACAGGGACGGCCCCCUCCUCUAUGAGCUCCUGCAGUACGAAUCGUCGUUCUGAAGGCCGCUCUCACGCGCGUUCUUUUUGACGCUCCUCCCUCUCAUCUCCCUCUUGUCCUCCUUCGACCCUCCGCAGUCGCUCUGUUUCUGUGCCAGUCAUGAUUUAUUUGGGGAGAAACAAGAAUGCCUCCGCGCCUGCGGCUGCGCGGAGAGAUAACAUGUGAAUGUUUCACUCUGAAAUUUAUCUCGUGCGUUUUUCUGACUGACUGGCGUCUACCUGUGAAGGGCACAUGGUACGCUCCUCCUUCUGACACCGGGACCGGCCCCAACGCCCGAUGGGAAUGUGGGAGGAGCGUGUCAGACCGAGGGCGCGGGCCUUUUGCACAUCCCGACUAUUACUGCCGUCCUUUAUGUAAAUCAUGCAAACGUUGAUGGUGGUUACCGAGAGCCUUGGUUAUGCCGCGGUAUCGUAAAUGUGAGCGGGAUCAAAUUCAUCCGGC
Messenger RNA from Hippocampus comes (tiger tail seahorse), 2176 nucleotides. It is a transcript of the gene xkr6b, whose product is annotated as XK, Kell blood group complex subunit-related family, member 6b. Gene Ontology annotation, cellular component: plasma membrane. The transcript has 3 exons. Lineage: Eukaryota; Metazoa; Chordata; Actinopteri; Syngnathiformes; Syngnathidae. The record is from RefSeq and is a predicted model, not a curated record. Gene Ontology annotation, biological process: phosphatidylserine exposure on apoptotic cell surface; engulfment of apoptotic cell; apoptotic process involved in development. Bases 1 to 1737 code for a protein of 578 amino acids.